AUGUCUGUGGUAAACCCCUUUGAAGGUCCGUAUGGACCAGCUACGGACGCGAUAAACGCUGUGCUGACCGCUCAGGUCAAGGAUGUCUUCGGAUACAGGACUUUCUCGCAGUCUGAUCUGCUGUUCCCAGGUGAUGAGAAGGCUCACAUACGCCAACUGGAUGUGCGUGCCGGUGCCGGUGCCACACCGCUGGGCUACGCCAGCGGUAAAGCUGGCAGAGCCGGCUUAGUCGGUAUAAUCGCGCCAUCUUACUCGCUGCCAUACUUCCACCGUGCGCUGGCCCAGGCUGGCGACAGCAGAGUGGUGUUGAACGUCGGUGCUCUGGGCUAUGACUCUGAGUCAGGUGCCGUGACUAACGACUAUGUCACUGCUCUCGAUAGCGCUGCGAAGCUUGGGUAUGGUGUAGUGACGCCAGUCUCGACCAAAGAAGUUGCAGCAACCACUUUGCUGACCGUGGCUGUGUCUAAGUUUGCUAAGGCUCGCGGUGCUGUGCACCUUUUCGACGGUCUCAACUACUCUAGAGCCAUCGGUGUGGUUCCAGCUUUGGAUUUCGACAAACAGGCCGACAUCAUCAAGAAAUUGGAGAAACUGCUGCCUUCCAUCGACUCAAACUCAUUUGAAGAUGUGCUCGGUAAGUUUAACGAGGUCUCUGGGUUGAAAAUUCACAAUUUCCAGACCCAAAAUGUCGAGUCUGCGGAGGUUAUCUACGUUACUCACGGUUCAUUGGAAUCUGAACUGUUCAUUGACGCAGUUAAGAACUCCUUCCAAUCAAAUGUGGGUGUUAUCGCAGUGAGAGUACCUUUGCCUUUCAACGUCGAGAAGUUCACUGCAGUCAUUCCAAAGACCGCUAAGAAAAUCGUAGUCAUCGGCCAAUCCUUGACCGGUGACUCGUCCUCUCUACUGAAGUCAAGGGUCUCGGCUGCUUUGUUCUACUCCAACCGUAGAGAUAUCCAAGUCUCUGAGUACUUGUACAAGCCUGAUUUUGUUUGGUCUCCAGCUGCCAUCAAACAGAUCAUCGAGACUUUCAGCCCUGUGGACACGAUCAGCAUCGGCGAAGACUCUAAGGGAACAAGUAAGUCUUUCAUCUACUGGGCUUCCGAUAAGUCGAUCAACAUCGACCUGGCCUCAAAGCUGGCAUUAUCCUUCUCGUUCACCUCUGGUAGUCACAUCUCUUUCAGAUCAAAGUACGACAACAUUAACAAUGCUGGCACUUACCAGGCCCAACUGGUCAACUCAGACCAUGAGACUGCUAUUCUAUCUAACAUUGAUGCAGCUGAUGUCUCCAUUGUUGAAGACAGUGCAUUGCUGAACCACUUCAACAUCAUCGCUACAAUCAAGAAAGGGGGUGUACUAGUUGUAGCAACUUCAAAGUCUACUAAAGAUGUUGAUCUAUCUCAGGUUGAGUCAUACACUGAAAACCUAAAGUUCCCAGUCCACUUCUUAAACGCUGUCGCUGAAAGAAAUAUAAACUUGUACGUUGUCGAUAAGACUGCAAUCGAAUCUGAGAGAUUCAUUGGUUACAUCAUUCAAGCACUGGUCUGGAACUUGACCACCAAACGUGGACUAGAACAGCAUAUCCAAGAUGUUUGGAAUUCUGCGAGUGCUGAGGAUAAGACAACUGCUCCUGAGUUUGCUGACCAAAUCCUAAAGGGCGUUGAAUCCAGUGUGAAGGUAAUUUCUACUGAUUUAUAUCCUGACUUUGCCAAGCUCGAAGAGCCAGUUGAAGAAAAAGCAGAAACGGAUGAGGAAGAGGAAGAUGAAAUUAGAGAGUUGCCAAUCUUCCCAAUUGAAACUUCAUUUAAUGUAAGCCAAUCUUCCCAAAAGCUAUACCCAGAAGCAGAAGUUAACUCGAAAUCAAGUAUUGCUAAAGCUUUGGCCUUUAAGGAAGCUUAUGAAACCACUGAGGAGUUGAGACCGGACUUGCCAGUCAAGAAUUUUGUUGUCAAGGUUAAGGAAAACAGACGUGUUACUCCAGAAGACUAUGACAGAUACAUCUUCCAUAUCGAGUUUGACAUUUCGGGUACUGGUUUGAAAUACGAUAUUGGUGAAGCACUUGGUAUCCAUGCUAGAAAUAAUGAAGAACAAGUAAGAGAGUUCUUGAAAUCCUACGGUCUGGAUGAAACCGAUAUUGUCUUCGUUCCUAAUAAGGACAACAACGGUAAAUUAGAAGCAAGUUCUGUUCUACAUGCUUUCAUUGAUAAGCUAGAUAUCUUUGGUAAGCCACCAAAGAGAUUUUACGAAGCAUUGGUUGAAUAUGCCACUGACGAAGAAGAAAAGAAGAAGCUUCAAAAGUUGGUCACACCAGCUGGUGCAGUUGAGCUUAAGAAGUACCAGGAUGUUGAAUACUACACUUACGCUGAUAUCUUUGAAUUGUAUCCUUCUGCUAGGCCACCAUUGGAAGAAUUGGUUACCAUUAUUUCACCUUUGAAGAGAAGAGAAUACUCUAUUGCCUCAUCUCAAAAGGUUCAUCCUAAUGAAGUUCAUUUGCUGAUCGUUGUUGUCGACUGGAUUGACAACAAGGGUAGAAAGAGAUUCGGUCAAGCUUCUAAGUAUAUCUCUGAACUUUCUGUUGGCUCAGAAUUGGUCGUAAGCGUCAAACCUUCUGUCAUGAAGUUGCCACCUUCACCAAAGCAGCCAGUUAUCAUGAGUGGUUUGGGUACUGGUUUGGCACCAUUCAAGGCCAUUGUUGAGGAGAAAUUGUGGCAGAAGGAACAAGGUGAGGAAAUUGGUGAAGUUUAUCUAUUCUUGGGCUCCAGACAUAAAAGAGAAGAAUAUCUAUAUGGUGAGUUAUGGGAAGCUUACAAAGACGCUGGUAUCAUUACUCAUAUUGGUGCUGCCUUUUCGAGAGAUCAACCUCAAAAAAUUUAUAUUCAGGAUCGUAUCAGAGAAAGUUUACCUGCGUUGAAGUCUGCUAUGGUUGAUAAGGAAGGUGCGUUCUACUUGUGUGGUCCAACUUGGCCAGUUCCUGAUAUUACUCAAGCUUUGCAAGAUAUUUAUGCGGCUGAUGCUGGUGAGAAGGGUUUGAAGGUUAACCUAGGCGACAUCAUCGAGGAACUGAAGGAAUCUUCCAGAUAUAUCUUGGAAGUCUAUUAG
This is a messenger RNA of Nakaseomyces glabratus, 3093 nucleotides long. It is a transcript of the gene MET10, whose product is annotated as sulfite reductase subunit alpha. Gene Ontology annotation, cellular component: cytosol. Lineage: Eukaryota; Fungi; Ascomycota; Saccharomycetes; Saccharomycetales; Saccharomycetaceae. The record is from RefSeq and is a predicted model, not a curated record. Gene Ontology annotation, molecular function: sulfite reductase (NADPH) activity; FMN binding; flavin adenine dinucleotide binding.